This is a messenger RNA of Telopea speciosissima, 753 nucleotides long. Its product is annotated as peptidyl-prolyl cis-trans isomerase CYP18-1-like. Gene Ontology annotation, biological process: protein folding; protein peptidyl-prolyl isomerization. The transcript is spliced from 5 exons. The coding region runs from base 88 to 570 and encodes 160 amino acids. Gene Ontology annotation, cellular component: catalytic step 2 spliceosome. Lineage: Eukaryota; Viridiplantae; Streptophyta; Magnoliopsida; Proteales; Proteaceae. The record is from RefSeq and is a predicted model, not a curated record. Gene Ontology annotation, molecular function: peptidyl-prolyl cis-trans isomerase activity.
GAAAUAGCGAAGAAAUUUAUCAGAUCAUCGUCAAAGCCCAUUCACUUACGCGGUCUUCUCUACGUUUAACUUGAUUUACCCGAGCAAAUGUCAGUCACGUUGCACACAAAUCUCGGCGACAUAAAGUGCGAGAUCGCAUGCGACGAGGUUCCCAAAACAGCAGAGAAUUUCCUGGCACUAUGCGCCAGCAGUUAUUACGAUGGCACCAUAUUCCAUCGGAAUAUUAAAGGUUUUAUGAUUCAGGGAGGAGAUCCCACAGGCACAGGCAAAGGUGGAACUAGCAUAUGGGGUAAAAAAUUCAACGAUGAGAUACGGGAGUCACUCAAGCACAAUGCAAGAGGGAUGCUUUCAAUGGCUAAUAGUGGGCCAAAUACUAAUGGGAGUCAAUUCUUCAUCUCAUAUGCAAAGCAGCCACAUCUGAAUGGAUUUUACACCAUCUUUGGCAGAGUUAUUCAUGGGUUCGAAGUCCUUGAUCUCAUGGAAAAGACUCCGACUGGACCUGGGGAUCGACCUCUUGCUGAGAUCCGACUGAAUCGUGUGACCAUGCAUGCAAAUCCUCUUGCUGGCUAGACUAACAACAUGGGAAAACUUUGAAGUUCUCGGGUCUUCAGCUGCCUAUCCUCAUAUAUGCAUUGCGUUGGUUUCCUCCUCAAUUGUGGGCUCAAAAAGGUUUUCUAGUGUUAAAUUGUGGGAUAGAGCUCUUGCACUUGUAUGAUUCUUCCCCUCAACUCUGCUAACACUUUUUUUUAUAUU